Molecule: messenger RNA, 2393 nt
Organism: Prunus mume (Japanese apricot)
Lineage: Eukaryota; Viridiplantae; Streptophyta; Magnoliopsida; Rosales; Rosaceae
Product: Transducin/WD40 repeat-like superfamily protein
Biological process (GO): ribosome biogenesis; maturation of LSU-rRNA from tricistronic rRNA transcript (SSU-rRNA, 5.8S rRNA, LSU-rRNA)
Cellular component (GO): PeBoW complex; preribosome, large subunit precursor
Molecular function (GO): ribonucleoprotein complex binding; protein binding
Source: RefSeq, a predicted model, not a curated record
AAGCCUCUCUCGUCUCUUCUCUUACCCUGGGUUUAGGGUUUUUCAGUUUUCAUAGUCUCUGAUUGAGGAGAAGGGGAAGAGAGAGAAGGAGAAAGAGAAGAGAGGAGUUUGCAGCCGCUGCACCAGAAAACCGGAGGAUAUGUCUGAUAGCGAAGGAUAUGACUCGGAUGAUUAUCCAUCAAUCAGAGGCUCAGAAUCAGAAGAUGAAGAGAGUGGUUCCUCUGGAAAUGAGGACGUUCUCAACACAAGCAACAAUGAUCAUGGUAAUGAUGACGAAAGUGAUAGUUCUGAACUUCAUGAAGGAGUUGAGGAGAGUGAUUCCUCUGAAGAUGAGGUGGUUCCUCGAAAUACAGUUGGUGAUGUCCCCUUGGAGUGGUAUCGGGAUGAGAAACAUAUUGGUUAUGACAUUACAGGGAAGAAGAUAAAGAAGAAGGAAAAAGAAGAUAAAUUGCAAUCCUUUCUUGCUAGUGCCGAUGAUUCAAAGAACUGGCGCAAAAUUUAUGAUGAAUAUAAUGAUGAGGAUGUAGAACUCACGAAAGAAGAUAUCAAAUCUAUAAGUAGAUUGCUCAAAGGAAAGGCUCCGCAUCGUGACUUUGAUCCUUAUGCGCCAUAUGUUGAUUGGUUUAAAUGGGACGACUCCAAGCAUCCACUGUCAAAUGCACCUGAACCCAAGAGACGAUUCAUUCCUUCAAAAUCUGAAAGUAAACUGGUUAAUAAGAUCAAGUUGGCCAUUCGUAAGGGUUUAAUUAAGCCUAAAAAGUCCAAAGAGGAGGAAGAAGAAGAAGAAAGUGUUUAUCCCUUGUGGGGAGAUGACUCUAAUUCAACGGGAAAGAACGAUCAUCUAUCUUACAUUCCUGCACCAAAACCAAAAUUGCCUGGUCAUGAGGAGUCCUUCAAUCCUUCUUUAGAAUACAUCCCAACACAAGAAGAGAUCAAUUCUUAUCAGUUAAUGUACGAGGAAGACCGUCCUAAAUUUAUUCCUAAAAGGUUUACAUCUAUGAGAAGCAUCCCUGCAUAUGAGAAUGCUGUUAAGGAAUGCUUUGAAAGAUGUUUGGAUCUAUAUUUGUGCCCCAGAGUCCGGAAAAAACGGCUCAAUAUCGAUCCUGAGUCUCUGAAGCCCAAGCUACCAAACCGAAAUGAUCUCAAGCCUUACCCUGUAUCAUGUUAUCUUGAGUAUAGAGGUCACGAAGAUGCAGUUACAUCAAUUUCUGUAGAAGCUUCAGGGCAGUGGAUUGCAUCAGGUUCAUUGGAUGGAACCGUGCGUAUUUGGGAGGUUGAAACUGGUAGAUGUCUAAAACACUGGAAGAUUGAUGAAGCCGUCAAAUAUGUUUCUUGGAAUCCUAAUCCCGAGCAUUCUAUACUGGCUGUCUCUGCGGGACAAGACGUACUUCUUUUGAACACUGGUUGUGGGAAUGAAGAAGUACAGAAAAGUACUAAAGAACUUCUCUCUGUUGAGAUGCCUAUGCCAGAUGACUCUGGCAAAACAGCAUCCAGUGUAAGCUGGCUUCAAGAUGAUAAACUCGAGGGAAUCAGGUUAAGGCACUCCAAGACCGUGACUUCAGUAGAAUGGCAUCGUAAAGGAGACUACUUUUCGACAGUGAUGCCAGCGGGUGAAUCAAGAGCUAUUUUUAUACACAAGCUCUCUAAGAAGUUUACCCAGACACUUUCAUUCAAGUUGCAAGGGCCUGCAGUUACUUCGGUUUUUCAUCCUACACGUUCCUUCUUCUUCAUUUCAACAAAGAAGAUUAUUCGUGUUUACGAUCUGGUGAAGGAGGGAAAGCUUGUCAAAAAACUUGAGACUGGACUACGUGAAAUCUCCUCUAUGGCAGUUCAUCCUUCUGGUGAUCAUAUAAUUGUGGGGAGUGGAGAAGGAAAACUAUGUUGGUUCGACAUGGACCUUUCAUCUAAACCCUACAAAACUCUCAAGUUGCAUCAGAAGGACAUCAACAAUGUGUCUUUCCAUCGCUCGUACCCUCUGUUUGCAACAUGCUCAGAUGAUUGCACCGCAUAUGUUUUCCAUGGCAUGGUUUAUUCAGAUCUUAACCAGAACCCUCUUAUUGUUCCAUUGGAAAUACUCCGAGGUCAUUCGAGCACAAAUGGGAGAGGUGUAAUGGACUGUAAAUUCCAUCCAAGGCAGCCAUGGUUGUUCACUGCGGGUGCAGACUCAGUGGUUAGACUGUAUUGCCAUUGAGAGGAAAAGAAAGCAAACCGCCUUUACCGGAUCAUACUGCAAGCUAUGGAUAUCACUAAUCAGGCCUGAAUUUUCUGUGCUAUAAAUUGUUGUAUGUAUCAUGUGUUUACUGGAAUGGUCCGGUCAUAAUUUUGACAGUGUACAACUAUUUCAUUUCUGUUAACCUUGCUAUUUAAUUCAUAUUCCAUUCGUAUUUUAUUGA